CGAUGCCACGGGAGGGUUAGGCUGCCCCGCAAGGUCCCAUCUUUCAUGCUGGCCGCCCGCGGGUUGGGUGGCGGCGCCAGUCAUAAAGAUGGCGUCGCCAGGGUUGCACGAUAGAGGCUUCGGGAGGUCUGGCCUGGCCGAGGGGGACGGCCGGCAGCGGCAACGGGGGACAGGGAGAGGCCGCAGGGGGAGCCGCGGCCUGGUCCAACUUGGUGACCAGAUUCACCGCUGGAACCGCCUCAAGAGACAGCUGAACCUGCAGAGCGACGAGGAAAUGGCCCGGAGACUGCUGGACGCGUUUGUAAAGAUCCACGUCAGCCCAUCCAGCCCAAACCAGGCCGUGCUUCAAGUCUGCAUCCGUGAUGAAGGCGUGGUGACACACGGUGCCAUCAGGAAAGAACAGGAGGAUGCCCACAGCACCACUCCCUUCUGGCCAUCGGCUGCAGUCGGCAAUGAAAGGACACACACCUCACCGCCUGCGUCCUGGAAAAUGGAAGUUCCCAGCGAAUCGAAGCCCAGAGGGAAAAGGUCCCGUUCAGAUAGGUUGGCGAGGGCCGGAAGCAGCAGCUCGCCUGAUCUCCCGAAGGCAGCGCCUGAAAGCGAGCAUGCCCUGCAGGUGGGCGGGAGGGUGCCACUGGGGAGACUCCCGCUCCCUCUGGAAGAGGCCACCCCCGGCAGGCCGAGACGGGACGGUCCGCGGCUGAGAAGCAGGGUCUUCAUCGGUGACCAGGCGGCUCGGUGGAACUCACUGAAGGCCGACCUGGGCAUGCCGAGCGACGAGGAGAUGGCCAGGGUUCUGCUGGAUGUGUUUAUAGAGAAGCGAAUGAAUCAGCCAGGACCCAGUUGCACUGUCCGGGAGAUGGGCCUCAAUGAAGAAGCGGACGUUACUCGCGAUUCCGUCAAGGAAGAUAACGAACAAGAUGACUUGGACAGCAUCCCCUCACUGUCAGCAGGAUCAGAGUCGACUGUGACCUUAUCACACCCCAGCAGUAUCGGCAGCUUUGAGGAUGACACAGACAUCUCCCUCUUCAGCGGCGCCGACUCCCUGUCGGAGAGCGUUUGGAAAUCUCCAGGGAUGGCGAGCAGGAGGCCCGAGUGUCUGGCACUCCCCAAUCCUGGAGGAAAGGUGGGACCUGAGGAAUGGGAGUCAGACAGCGAAGGCCACAGGUUUGAUCACCACAAUUCCAAAAACAGAGAUCCUUAUCCAAGAAACACAGAAAUGGAACCGACUGUCCCAUCGGAAGCAAUUCCCGAGCGGCGUCGAUCUUCCAUUGGGGAAAUUAUCCCAGUCUGCGUUGGUGGUGGAGGUGCCGGGCAGACCUGUCCUGCAGUCAAAAUAGAGCAAGAGGAUCUGUGCAGCUCUCCUUCACCAGUGGCCUCAGGGGGAUCCGAGUCCACAGUCACGUUAUCACAUCCGAGCAGUGAUCUCAGCCUCGAAGAGGAUUGCCAGCUUGGCAUGGCCGCACUAUCUGAGAGCGAGACCGAUGGGCCAGAGACAGAGGCGGCCAGGAGGAGAAAGCAGCCGGUUCGCCCGGGCCGGAAUUGCGGGUGUGAGCGACCUGGGACGCUGGACAUCGGAGAACAGAUCGAGCGUUGGAACUUGGUGAAGGAACGCUUGAAGCUGAAGAGUGACGAAGAGAUGGCCAGAGCACUCCUGGACUUAUAUACCAAGACACACUCCAUCUCCUCUAGCCCGCUGACCACACUGUCUGCGUUUGUGAAGAAGGUGUGAGGGCUCCCUGCUGCAGCAAGAUGGUUACAGCCACUCGGUCAGCAGUUUGGAACAGUGAGGUGUUUCUGGACGGGAACCUUUGGCGCCAGAGGACCCGAGCACUGCCUGCGUCGUGCCUUGGGAUCAGAGUCGGGAGCUGGCAGCUCACACUUGGGCAGUGUACCGGAUCUGUGAGCCUGAGUCCGCCCUGACCAGAGCACGCUCCGUCACCUUUAACCUCUUGUGUUGGGUCGUUUGAGGGCAAGCCGAGUACAGCAUGCGCUUGAGCAGCUUUGAUCAAGAUGUGACACAAGACAGUUGAAUAAUGUGUUUAUUUAUUUAUAUUUACAUGUACAUAUAUUAGUUUGUGUGUGUAUUGUACAGUAUUUUUGUAAAGAUUUUCUAUCGCAGAUAAAAAUAAAGUUU
Carcharodon carcharias (great white shark) is the source of this 2137-nucleotide messenger RNA. RefSeq lists its product as uncharacterized. NCBI's taxonomy places the organism in Eukaryota, Metazoa, Chordata, Chondrichthyes, Lamniformes, Lamnidae. The transcript is spliced from 13 exons. Bases 89 to 1732 code for a protein of 547 amino acids. The record is from RefSeq and is a predicted model, not a curated record.